CGUCGCCGCUGUGUUCAGCUGUGAUUGGAAGUGGAGUUCACUGAACUGCCCACAGCGAAAUGGGACUAUGAGCGCUUAAAUUUUGAGCUUUCCCACUCAAAUACUAUCACAGGAAUUUGUACUUUCUUGUAUAUGCUGGAGAGUCACAACACAGGGCCAUACGACACGAAGAAAAGCAGGGAAAGUGAGCUAGCAGUGUAGCUAGCCUGUUGGACUGGUGGUCUGUCAGAGGCUGCGGGGUUACCUGAGGAGGAGGAUGGAUUUACUGUGCGAAAUAGUUCAAGCUUUGGCCGCACUAGCAGCCCUGGGUUUGAUUGUGGUGUUCAUAGUGGCCCACGUCACAGCAAAGAUGGUGAACCUGACACGCCACGAGAAAGAGAAAUAUUUCCUCACUACCACGGGGGAGAAAGAGCUUUUCCCAAGUUUACAUGAUCCCCACUCCAGAGAACUCUCUGUGGUGAUACCAGCCUACAACGAGGAGCUCCGCAUGCCUGUGAUGCUGGAUGAAGCAAUGGAGUAUUUGGAAAACAGACAGAGAGAGCAUCCCUCUUUUACCUAUGAGGUCAUAGUGGUCAAUGAUGGCAGCAAAGACAAAACCACAGAGGUCGCUCUAGGGUACACCAGGAAAUAUGGUGCAGAUAAAGUGCGAGUCCUGACACUGGUGAAGAACAGAGGGAAAGGAGGAGCUGUGAGGAUGGGAACUAUGAGCUCCAGAGGAAAAGUCAUACUGAUGGCUGAUGCUGAUGGAGCCACAAAGUUUUCUGAUCUGGACAAAGUGGAGGCUGGGCUUAAUGACCUAAACCCUAAACCAGAGAACAUGGCUAUUUCCUGUGGCUCCAGAGCUCACCUGGAGAAAGACUCAGUAGCUCAGCGAUCUCUGUUUCGUACGUUCCUCAUGUAUGGCUUUCACUUCCUGGUGUGGUUCUUCUGUGUGAGAGGGAUCAAGGACACGCAGUGUGGGUUCAAGCUUUUCACACGUGAGGCUGCACUCAAGACCUUCUCCUCUCUCCAUGUAGAACGAUGGGCCUUUGAUGUGGAGCUUCUGUAUAUUGCCCAGCGUUUCAAAAUCCCCAUAGCAGAGGUGGCUGUCAACUGGACUGAAAUAGAAGGGUCUAAGCUGAUCCCGUUUUGGAGCUGGUUGCAGAUGGGCAUCGACCUGGUCUUCAUUCGACUGCGGUACAUCACAGGAGCCUGGAAGCUGCAGUCACCACAAAAGACUGACUAGCCAAUCAGAUGAGCCCUGGUGCCUUAGAGGCAGCCUGUGAUAGGGCAGUCACACCUUUGUGUGAGGUGGGAUUAACGCUGUGUCUGUCACUGUAAUCAAGAAAAAAAGAUCAACGCUUCAUAUGUCACAUCUGAUGUCAGAUGUGAAGCAACAACACAGUUGUAAGGUUUUGCCGUCCUGCCUUUUUCAAAAAAUUGCAUUUGGCUUGUGAUGGCCGUUGUUACACGCACACUUCUGUUGCCACAGUUACAGAAUGUCCGAGACUGAGCCAUGUACUAAGUUACUCUACAUUUAUUUUGUGGCCAACAGCUGUAAGUGAACGAGGCUUGUUGACAUAAAGGAUCUCAAAAUCAUGGAGUGAUGCUUCUGACCUGUAGAAUGAAUGUUAUCGAUUUAAAAAGGGAGGGAUUGUAUAUUUAAGGAAACAUGGCAAUGGGUCUCUGGGCUGGGUGAAUUGAACUAAAAUAAAAAAUGGAAAUA
Cheilinus undulatus (humphead wrasse) is the source of this 1705-nucleotide messenger RNA. It is a transcript of the gene alg5, whose product is annotated as ALG5 dolichyl-phosphate beta-glucosyltransferase. The transcript is spliced from 10 exons. Bases 257 to 1225 code for a protein of 322 amino acids. The record is from RefSeq and is a predicted model, not a curated record. NCBI's taxonomy places the organism in Eukaryota, Metazoa, Chordata, Actinopteri, Labriformes, Labridae. Gene Ontology annotation, cellular component: endoplasmic reticulum membrane.